GGAUCAGAGGCCGAGGUUCACGUGGAGGGGGUUGGAGGCCGGUGUAAAGGGGAGUAGAGACGACUCACGGGUGUCCAACCCAAGCUGAAUAUGCUGUCUUUGUUCUACUGCCAGGCUUUGAGUUUAAAGUGCCUGUGAGGCAGGAAGGCCGGGCCACUUGCCAUGGAGUCGAGGGGAGGAAGUCUGAGCGCCGCCGUGACGCUCAUCCAGAGCCUCGGCGAGCACGCGGACGACGUGAACUGCGUGGCCGCGUCUCGCCACUGCCUCGCCACCUGCUCCUCCGACAAGACCGUGCGUGCGUACGCGCUCGACUCCCUGCGCGAGAUGCCCUUCUCCCCCAUCCGCGCCCACACCUACGCCGUCCACUGCUGCUGCUUCAACCCGGACGGCAGCCUGCUGGCCACCUGCUCCACCGAGGGCACGACGGCCCUGUGGGACGCGCGAACCGGGCAGCGCAUCACCGUGCUGCUGCAGCCCGGCGGCGGCUCCGGCGUCCGCGUCUGCGCCUUCUCUCCGCGCCCGCUCGGCGGCGACGCGGGCCAGGCUCCGGCCACAGCUGCGCCGCCCGUCGAGUGCCUCCUCUCGGGCUCCACAGACGGCACCCUGGCCCUGUGGGACGUGCGUGCCCAUCGGUGCUUGAAAGUGGCAAGCCUCAAGGACGGCUCGGUGAGUGGCUGUGCCUUCUCGCCCUGUGGCCGGGCAUUCGUGACUGGCUCCACUAUUGGCGAGCUCAGCGUGUGGGACGCUGUGAACAUGCGCUGCUUGCACACGACCCGAAGUGCACACGACCUUGGUGUCACCGCCGUCAGCUUCUCGCCACCACCCCGCCCUGUGGCCGGUGUUGAAAGAUUUGAGACGCAGCGGUCAAUAAUGGCCUCAUGUGGGCAAGACAACAAAAUUGCCCUGUGGACGCUGGCAUUGGACCGGACCGGAGACUGCCUGACCCUACGCUUCUGCCUUGAGGGCCAUACAGCACCUGUGCUCUGUUGCUGCUUCUCCUCAGAUGGACACGUGCUUGCCUCUGGUUCUGUUGAUAAGUCCGUUAUUCUUUGGAACCCAAUCACUGGAGAAAAGCUCUUAAGCAUUAUGGAGCACCAAAGGUAUGUGACGUCUUGUGCCUUCACGCCUGGGGCUCCCUAUCUCAUUACGGGGUCAAUGGAUAAAACAGUGAAGCUUUGGAGACUGGAGAACACACCAACAUCACAAGUGAGCCCAUGUAUGAGCUGUGGUUUUGGCUUUGGCUGCGGCUGUGAUGGAGGGAGUGGCUAUAGCGGGCAUUGCACUGGCGGGUCAGCAGAUGCAGUGGGACAUCGAGCAGCCAUGCAGUGGUCUGUGGAGGACGUCACAAGCUGGCUACAUGAUGAGGGCCUCGCUGAGCUCACAGAAACUUUCCGCAACAAUCACUUGGAUGGGCAGGAGCUGCUGCUGCUGGAGAAAAAAAGCCUCGGCGCUGAGCUCAACAUAGAGUCGCUCGGGCUGCGGAACAAACUGUGGCGGAAGCUGGAGGAACUGAGAUCCCUGGAGAAGACAGUCUCAGACACAGAUGUGCCCGAUGAGUUCCUGUGCCCCAUCAGCCGGGAGCUCAUGCACAACCCUGUCAUUGCUGCUGAUGGCUACUCGUACGAGAAGAAGGAAGUGGAGGCCUGGCUGCACGGUCGCCGGCGCACGAGUCCCAUGACCAACCUGCCGCUGGAGUCGGCCAUCCUCAUACCCAACCGAGCAUUGCAGGCGGCCAUUCGGCGCUGGCUGGAGAGCCGAGUGCCACCAGCUCAGGUCUGACGAAAUGUCACACCUGCAAACUGCAAGAUGCCAUCUUGUCGCUGCCAACACCCGUCGUAUAUGAAUUCCCUCUAAAAGAGAACCACCAACGCAUUACAGGCGACCCCCCCCCCCCUGCACCUACGACCUAAUUGGGUCCUGGAUGACGGUCGCAAGUCGAGCCAUUGUAAGUUGAACCCUCGUAAGUCGAACCCUCGUUUCCCAUAGGCGCAAUGUUAUACAUUGGGGUUCGGUUCCUGGAAACCCGUUACCAUAAAAAUACCAAAAUUGACCACGAAAAUAAAUGAAAAUAACCCUAACAAAUAUUGCAAUUUAACAUAACCUUUACAAACACUUAAGUACUUUACAUGUGCAUCACAUUUCCUCUUCUCGGACGUAGCAAAAGGCGAUUUUUUUUUUAUUUGAAGACAUUACAAAAGUGAAGAGUGUUGCAAGAGACGCCGCUGCUGUGUUCUCUGUCGGUGCAGCUGCAGCAGCAGCCACGACGAGUGCACAUUUCGUGCACUCACUCGUCACCAAUCAACUCUUCACCAAUCAACUCGGCGUCGGUAGCAGUCGUUCGGUGGUCGUAGAUACGAGUUUUGGUCGUUACUGUGGGGUUCUUAAUUACCGUAAGAAAGGUCGUAAAACCGGGGGUGGGGGGGUCGAAAGUCGAGCCGUCGUAAGUCGGGGUUGACCUGUAUUUAUAUUUAUCGAAUGUGUUGAGCUGAUGCAGUUUAAGUUCUAGACUUGGUUACAACAAAGGUCGGACUUCCCAUUUGUUGCGAUUUAGCCGUCUACUAGAUGUGGUCCUAGAGGAAAUAAAGGCGACGUAGGCUCACUGGCUGGGCACUGCGGCUGUAUGGGAACAAUGAGAUUACUCCUGGGGCAGUGUUGUAGUUGCUUUCUCGGCUAUAAAACUUUACCUGGCUGAAUUAAAUGUGGAAAUAACCCAUCUUUUUAACAAAUUCAUUCAAUAAUUGUAUUCAUGCAUUAAAGCAAACUAUGGCCAAUAUGGUUAUAGCUUCACACCCAAAACUAGUCUUUUCAGAAUGUUUUACAGAAUUAGUAAACAUUUAUCACGAUUUGUCAUUACACUUUUGGUGCUAAUGACAAAAUCAUCCAGAAUGUGCCGGGUCUUAUCAGGUCUCCGAAGCUAAACAGGCUCAUGCAUAAAACAAGUGGGCUGCAUAUUCCAUAAUGAGGAAUUCAAAUAUUUGCACACAAAACUCGCAAUAGUUUUAUAUGGGAGUAUUUGACGUGGCCAUUUGCUGUUUGUCUUGUAACUGCUUGUACAACCCGAAUCCUAAUUUAGAUGGAAAAGUGUUUAAUAUUAUUGUGACACUGCAUUACUGUACAUCAAAUAAAGCAGUGCUCAAGAAUACCGCAAUGAUACAAAGCUGUAUGUGGAGAUUAUAUUCUUGAAUGUUUUAAAGAAAUUUGUAAAUAUGUAGCUGGUAAUUUAACUGCUUCAAUUGUUCAUUUGGUUGUUUAUUUGUUGCUGUAUUGUCAUCAUGUCUGACCCGUGCUGUUCCCCCGUGAUUGGUAUUGGUGGCAUGAAUUUACUCUAAAUAUGGCCAAACUGCAGUUUAUAAGCCACGAGGUGGCGGUGUUCCAUGGUGGAAUGAAAUUAACCAUGACAAGUACUGCCCUCUUUGUCAUUCAACUGCACAACUACGGUAUGUCUCGGUUUUUCAUUUGAAAAGCCUUAAGUUAAUUCGCGUAUACAAACAGGCAUCCAACCGUCUCUAAAAGGAGGUUGUGGCAGGAAUACCCUCCGCUCUGGUAUCUCUGGCGGACCUGCCACAUUUUCAGAGACCAAACGACUCCACUGUCAAAAGUUUUCCUGUUAACUAAAAACCUUGGACGUGGUACGCCUAUGCCGAGCUAUUUAAACGAAGUGUACUUACUGGUCGCAAUGGCAAUCUUGUGCUUUUAAUACGUCCUAUUUGAUGUAACUACGCCGAAACACACGGUGCCACACCAGGUGAAUAAAGUCAAGACAGUAUCACGCCAUGUGCGAUUAUCAAAGUAAUGGUCAAGGGGUCUGCACUUGCCUGUUGGUAAACUAUUAGAAGGCAAUUAUCAGCACUGGGGCACCAACCAUACAUUAGUCAAGCAUGCGUGUCUGUGCGUUCAGUGUAUUCCACAAAUAAAGUUAUAUUGUUGGUUUAUAUUUGAAUGACUGGGCAGUUCAGUUUAAAUUGGUUUGUUGAUGCAGAACCAGUCCCAUUUUACACGUUUAAACGCAGGUGGGCACUCCCAAAAUCAUUUCAGUGCUUCCAUUUGAUCACAAUCUAUAUUUUCAUGAUAAAUUACACUUUGGAGGAUGAUUCAUGUGUUGGGAGGGGCGUUUUCGUGAAACAAUUGAGAACUGGCUUCCUGUGGUACAGCGAAACGCCUCCACUUCAUAUGGCGCCGACAUUAAUGUAAAUACAUGAAGAUCGAUGUAUAAGGAAAAGCACAUGAGCAGUCGUAUGGAAUCAAAUAAUGUGCAGUUUUAGAAAUUGAAUAUGUACGCAUUGUACAUUCGCAAUUAUUAGAAGGCAAACUGCUACAUUGUACCUCAUUAGGCAUUCAUGUUAUAUGCAAACUCGCUCCCAGUGUACAUCAUUUACCCUUGGGGACUUGUUUGUAUAAGCGUCGAUUAUCAAAGCAUUUCAAUUAAUUUUCAUUGGCAAAAUGUUGUAACAAAUGGGCGAUAGUUACAUGGUGAAUGCAAAACGCAGGAUCCACAGUCCCCUUUAGUAGUUGAGUUGUGGUAAACACGAGAUUAUGCAAUUCCCUGACCAUGGUGAAAGAUUUUUUGUUUAAAUAAAGUUAUGUAUGCCCUUGA
Molecule: messenger RNA, 4594 nt
Organism: Petromyzon marinus (sea lamprey)
Lineage: Eukaryota; Metazoa; Chordata; Hyperoartia; Petromyzontiformes; Petromyzontidae
Gene: WDSUB1
Product: WD repeat, sterile alpha motif and U-box domain containing 1
Biological process (GO): protein ubiquitination
Molecular function (GO): ubiquitin-protein transferase activity; protein binding
Source: RefSeq, a predicted model, not a curated record